AUGGCUUCGACUCGCCCACGAUCUGGGAGGGCACGGCCUCCCUUGCCUCAGAAUAGCAGAAACCUUAAGCGGAAGCGGAACGAAGACGAUCUCAGCAACUUGAGCCAGACUGUUGAAGCCCUCGACCCUAAAACGCUUGUCGAAUCUUUCUCCGAACUCCCACUUUCAGACCCCACCUCUAAAGGCCUCUCGUCCUCGCAUUUCAAAACCCUGACCGAUAUCCAAGCCCGAGCCGUCCCUCAUGCGCUCAAAGGAAGUGAUAUUCUGGGCGCCGCCAAAACGGGCAGCGGAAAGACACUUGCUUUCCUGGUACCCAUGCUCGAAAACCUAUACAGAAAACAAUGGACGGAAUAUGACGGGCUGGGCGCACUCAUUCUCUCACCGACCCGUGAAUUAGCCAUUCAGAUUUUUGAGGUUCUCCGCAAAAUCGGACGAUUCCAUACAUUCUCCGCGGGCUUGGUGAUUGGCGGUAAGAGUCUACAGGAAGAGCAGGAGCGGCUGGGCCGAAUGAAUAUUCUUGUGUGCACGCCAGGCCGGAUGCUGCAGCACAUGGACCAAACCGCGGCGUUUGACACGAAUCAGAUCCAGAUGCUCAUUCUCGAUGAAGCCGAUCGGAUCAUGGAUAUGGGGUUUCAAAGUACGGUGGACGCGAUAAUUGGUCACCUGCCUCAGGAACGGCAGACAAUGCUAUUUAGCGCCACUCAGACGAAGCGGGUUUCCGAUUUGGCGAGACUGAGCUUGAAAGACCCGCAAUAUAUCUCUGUGCAUGAAGCGGCGGUCAGUGCGACGCCGGCCAGCCUACAACAACACUAUAUUGUUACGCCGUUGCCAGAUAAGUUGGAUACCCUGUGGAGCUUUAUCCGAAGCACGCUGAAAUCUAAGAUACUUGUAUUCUUUUCGUCGAGUAAACAGGUGCGAUUUGUUUACGAAGCAUUUCGACACAUGCAACCUGGUAUUCCGCUGCUUCAUCUUCAUGGCCGACAAAAGCAGAGUGCAAGAAUCGACAUAACCACCAAAUUCUCAAGAUCGAAACAUUCGUGUUUAUUUGCUACAGAUGUUGCGGCCAGAGGACUCGAUUUCCCCGCUGUCGACUGGGUUAUCCAGCUGGACUGUGCUGAAGACGCAGAUACUUAUAUUCAUCGGGUCGGAAGAACCGCAAGAUACGAGCGGGAUGGGCGGGCUGUUCUUUUUCUUGAGCCUAGCGAGGAGGAAGGAAUGCUGAAACGCCUCGAACAGAAGAAGAUACCCAUCGAGCGGAUUAAUAUUCGAGAGAAAAAACAACAAAGUAUAAAGGACCAGCUACAAAACAUGUGCUUCAAAGACCCCGCACUCAAGUACCUUGGCCAGAAGGCGUUCACGUCCUAUGCAAAGUCAAUACAUAUCCAGAAAGACAAGGAAAUUUUUAAUGUUAAGAAUCUGCCGCUGGAAGAGUUUGCAUCUAGCCUAGGCCUUCCUGGGGCACCACGAAUUAAGUUCAUCAAGGGCGAGGAUACUAAAUCUCGGAAGAACGCGCCUCGUCUUCUUUCAACCUUGAUUGACAGCGAUGAGGAAGGCGAAAAGAAGAGUAAGAAAGAAGAUAAUGUGCGUACGAAGUACGAUCGCAUGUUUGAGAGAAGAAACCAAGACGUUUUGACAGAGCACUAUACGAAUCUGAUCAGGGAUGAAGAUGCCGAUGACAAAGAUAAUCCAACAGCCGAUGCUGACGAAGACGAUGGUUUUCUUUCCGUCAAGCGACGGUUUGGCGCGGGAGAUGAAAGUCUUGGUGCCGAUUUUAAAUCGGCAGCCGAGAUUGAUGACGUUAAUACGGCGGUCAAAGCUGUCCAGAUCAAUAAUAAAGAGGCGUUGCUCAUCGACUCCAACCGGCGUGAGAAACUUCUCAAGUCGAAAAAGAAGCUUCUGAAGUACAAAGGCAAGGGCACUAAGCUAGUUUAUGACGAGGAGGGUAACGCACAUGAGCUGUAUGAAUUGGAGGACGAAGAGAAGUUCAAGGCCCAAGGCCCUUCGGCAGAUCAGCGUGCCAAAUUCUUGGAGGUGGAGGCAGAGCGGACGAGGCUAGCGGACAUUCGAGACAAGGAGAUAGCGAAGCAGAAGAAGAGGGAAAAGAAAGAGAAGAGAAGAGAAAUGGCACGGGCUGAAAAGGAACUGGCGAGCGGCUCUGUUGCUGUUCUUGCUCCGUACCAGGAGGGCGAAGAGGUCCCUAGGACGAAGGAAGAAGUGUAUCUCACCGAUGAUCAGCGUGCGGGUGCCACGGGUAAGAAGCAGAAAAAGUGGUUCCAGAACGACUCUGAGGACGGUAUGGAGGAGGGUAGCAAAGUCAAGAGAGUACGGUUGCAGAGCCCGGCGCAGGUUGAGACUUUGGAGGAUUUAGAAACUCUUGCUGCUGGGCUGCUUGGAUAA
Molecule: messenger RNA, 2397 nt
Organism: Ophidiomyces ophidiicola
Lineage: Eukaryota; Fungi; Ascomycota; Eurotiomycetes; Onygenales; Onygenaceae
Gene: DBP4
Product: ATP-dependent RNA helicase dbp4
Exons: 1
Coding region: 1-2397 (798 amino acids)
Biological process (GO): rRNA processing
Cellular component (GO): nucleus
Molecular function (GO): ATP binding; nucleic acid binding; RNA helicase activity
Source: RefSeq, a predicted model, not a curated record